Messenger RNA from Aspergillus ruber CBS 135680, 1914 nucleotides. It is a transcript of the gene cwc27, whose product is annotated as putative peptidyl-prolyl cis-trans isomerase. Bases 226 to 1863 code for a protein of 545 amino acids. Gene Ontology annotation, cellular component: catalytic step 2 spliceosome. Gene Ontology annotation, molecular function: peptidyl-prolyl cis-trans isomerase activity. The transcript has a single exon. Gene Ontology annotation, biological process: protein peptidyl-prolyl isomerization. The record is from RefSeq and is a predicted model, not a curated record. Lineage: Eukaryota; Fungi; Ascomycota; Eurotiomycetes; Eurotiales; Aspergillaceae.
CACCUACACUACACCAGCGCUUUUGCGCGACAUUUUGAAAGAAGCGAAAUAAAUUGCAUUACGAUUGCAUUUGUUGAUUUACCCGAAAAUUGAAAUUGAAGCCACGACCUCGUCUUUCCGCGGACACCCUCACGCGCCAUAACAAAAACAAGACACCAAAGGCACAACAUCCGCAACUGCUCUACUCUUCCAUUAGCCUUCGCACUUUACUCCUUAUCUGCCGUCAUGUCUGCCCACUACUCAACAGAACCUAACCCAACUGCCUCCGCAACUCUCCACACAACCUUCGGCCCCCUCCACAUCUCCCUCUUCGCCUCCCAAACCCCGUACACCUCCCGCAACUUCCUCCAACACUGCACAGACAACUACUACGCUGGAACAAUCUUCCACCGUAUCGACCCGGAUUUCAUCAUCCAAGGCGGUGACCCCACAGGUACCGGCUCCGGCGGCACCUCCAUCUACGAGUACCCGGAAUUCGAAACGGAUCCUGACGCGCGUGACCCGAACGAGAAAAUCGUGCUUCGUGAUGAAUUGCACAGUCGGUUACGUUAUAAUCGGCGCGGACUGGUGGGGAUGGCGAAGAGCGAGGACGGGACGUAUGGGAGUCAGUUCUUCAUCACGCUGGGGAAUACGGAGAGGGAGUUGAAUGGGCAGUGUACGCUUUUUGGGAGGAUAGAGGGGGACUGUAUUUUUAAUGUGUUGAAGAUUGCGGAGGCGGAGAGGGUGGAGGGCACGGAGAGGCCGGUUUAUCCGGUUAAGGUUACUGGGUGUGAGGUUGGGGAGUUGGGGCCGUUUGCUGGGAAAGUGGUGAAGAGGCAGGUUACUGUUGCGCCUUCGAAAGAGGAGGGGAAGCCUGCGGCGAAAAAGAAGAAGAAGGGUGGUAAGGGGGGUAAGACGUUGUUAAGUUUUGGAGGUGAGGAGGGCGAUGAGGAACUCCCUGUACGGCCUGCGAAGCCGAAAUUCAAUCCGAAGCUUGUUACGGAUACAAGGCUUCCUGGGGCGGACGAGACAAGUCAGAGACCGGAGGCGCAGACAAGGAAACGGCCUCGUUCACCUUCACCUAAGCGUCCUGUGCCGGAAAAGAAACAGCCAGACCCAGCGACUCAAAUCCCGCUCCCUGAUCCAGAAUCACCAGACCGUUCACCAGCACCAGAGCCUCCGGCAAAGGCAUCCAAGCUCGACCGUACGAAAGUGGAGAUUGAGAAUCUCAAGGCUUCUAUGCGCCGGACAGCCACGACAGGGCCAGUCGAGGGUCCCAAGAAAUCCGCCCUGGAAGCCAUGAUCCCCGAGACCUCCAUCCGAGGCCGCAAGAGGCUACCACCCGGCGCUGUUGGAAGUGGCACAAAUGGCGUAGCAGGAUUCAGCAGCACAGCUGAAGACGAAACACUCAAAAUCUUUAACGCCUUUAAAGCCAAGCUUGAAAACGCAGACUCUACCACCAAACCACACAAGCGCGACAACAUCACCAAGACCCGCAAACCCGAACACGAGCCUGAAUCAACAGCUGAACCUGAAGACGAUGAAGCUCAACUCUGCGACCUCCAUUUCAUCGCAAACUGCCAAUCCUGCAAAUCCUGGGAUGACCCUUCAGCCACUAACGAGGAUGACGCCGAAGCCGACAAAGGCGAAGAAGGCUGGUUAUCGCACCAACUUCGCUUUGGCAAAGAUACGAUGGGCAAGGACGCGAAGUGGAAGCGCGAACAUCCUGAUGACGUGGACUCGCUUAUGGUUAUCGAUCCGCGGGAGCGCGAGAAGGAGAUCGUUGGAAGGAAGGGUGGAGGGAAGAAGGGGUUGGCGAGGGAUCGGGAGCGAGAGAGGAAGAAGGAGAAAGCUGGGGAUUUGGAGUGGGGGCGAGGGAGAUAGUAUCACUAAAGGGAGUACUUAUAGAUAGUCCUAUUUUGUAGCAAUAGAAAG